This is a messenger RNA of Dichomitus squalens LYAD-421 SS1, 1694 nucleotides long. Its product is annotated as glyoxal oxidase precursor. The record is from RefSeq and is a predicted model, not a curated record. The coding region runs from base 21 to 1694 and encodes 557 amino acids. Lineage: Eukaryota; Fungi; Basidiomycota; Agaricomycetes; Polyporales; Polyporaceae. The transcript has 4 exons.
GGAAAACUUCUGCCUCCAGGAUGAAGCGGUCACUCUUCUCUCUUGUCAGUCUCCUCAUCGCCUACGCACUCACGGCUCCGUCUGCGCCAGCGGCUCCUAAGUGGGAGUUCAACCUCAAGAAUGAGACGUCUGGCAUCGUCGCACUGGAGGCGAUAGUAGUGUCUCCUACAUUGGUCGUCUUCUUCGAUCGUGCUUCGGACGACCCGCUACAGAUCAACAACCACUCGGCUUGGGGCGCGCUUUGGAACCUCGAGACGAGUACAGUGAGGCCUCUCGAUGUCCUCACAAACUCGUUCUGCGCUAGCGGUGCGCUGCUCAGUAACGGCACCAUGGCUAGCGUGGGCGGUGACCCGCGCGGAUUUGUUGGAAAUCCAGCCAUCCAGCCAGGAAACCAAGCCAUCCGCAUCUUUGAGCCGUGCGCAUCACCGACUGGCGACGGCUGCACGCUCUUCGAGGACCCUGCGACGCUUCAUCUGUUGGCCAAGCGGUGGUACCCAUCCUCAAUCCGUAUCUUCGAUGGUAGCCUCUUGAUCAUCGGAGGGACGCACGUCAACGCCGACUUCUAUAACAUUGAUCCCGAGAACAGCUUCGAGUUCUUCCCACCGAAGGAGUCUAUAGUACGUCCAUCGGCGUUCCUGGAGAGGAGUCUUCCCGCGAACUUGUUCCCUCGUGCCUUCGCUUUGCCCGAUGGCAAGGUAUUCAUGGUUGCCAACAACCAGUCGAUCAUCUAUGAUAUUGAGGCGAACACAGAGACCAUCCUCCCCGACAUCCCAAACAACGUCCGCGUUACAAACCCCAUUGACGGCUCUGCCAUCCUUCUCCCUCUCUCGCCUCCUGACUAUACACCUGAGGUGCUCGUAUGCGGAGGAACUGCAACCGACCCUCUCGACCCUUCGCUUCUCUCUUCUCAAACUCCGGCCACCUCACAGUGCUCGCGUAUCACCCUCACGUCCGAAGGAAUCGCCAAGGGCUGGGAGGUCGAGCACAUGCUCGAGGGUCGCACCAUGCCAGAGCUUGUCCAUAUUCCCAACGGCCAAAUCCUCAUCACGAAUGGUGCAGGGACCGGCUUCGCAGCACUCAAUCAGGUUCCCGACGCCAUUGGAAACUCUAACGCUGAUCACCCUGUCUUCGUCCCUUCCAUCUACACGCCCGAUCUCCCGCUCGGACAACGCAUUACCAACGCAGGCAUGCCUAACAGCACCAUCCCUCGGCUAUACCACUCGAGUGUCACGCUCACGCCCCAAGGCAACUUCCUCAUUGCUGGAAGCAACCCAAACGGCAACACGAAUUUGACUGUGCCCUUCCCCUCAACGUUCAAAGUGCAAACCCUCGAUCCGCCUUUCAUGCAGCUCAACCGCCCGAAGAUCUUGAGCGCGCCCAAGAACCUCAAGUUCAACAGCUCCGUAACUGUCCCCAUCGACUUGCCCCAGGAACUGACCCGCCCUGGAGCGAAGGUGCAAGUUGCGCUCAUGGACCUCGGUUUCUCCAGCCAUGCGUUUCACUCCAGUGCCCGUCUCGUCUUUAUGGACGCCAAGAUAUCUGCCGACAAGAAGUCACUCACCUUCAUAACGCCGCCGAAUGGCCGCGUUUACCCACCGGGACCUGCGAACAUUUUCCUCACCAUCAACGACGUCACGAGUGAGGGAGCGUGGGUUAUGAUGGGCAGCGGGAAUUCACCCCCGACCUUGGAGUAG